CACUUUGCCAGCUUCGUUAUUGCUCUCCCACCAAACACCACCACUACUGCAUAUCCUCACCAACCCAUGACACCUCUCCCACCAUCCACAGCCCGACCCACCCUCUCGUGCCUCUGCCUCUGUCUGGAACCUUAGUUGCUUAUCGGCCAGGUCCCAGAUCCCUCAUAGAAGCUCUCAUAUCUUUUGGGCUUUGGGUUCGACCCGGAGUAGCUCUUUUUGUGUUUUCGUCCUGUGAUCCGGUGUCAACGCCGAAGCUCAACACAUCCUCUUGCUUUUUGUUGUAUUGUCCCGAGGCUUGCUGUUAUAUAUCCUCUCUCUCUUACCAGGCUCCUUCAACACCAACCUGUUCCUUGUCUUUCUCCCAUCACCUCCCCCAAUCCCCCGCUCCUGGAGCUACCUGCCUGACGCUGCCCUUGCUCGCAGCCGGGCCCCCCAACCAUUUCAUUCACCAUGGCCUCAGCCACAGCUGGUACAGCGACUCCUGAUCAUGAGGACGGUCAGGGUCAUCAUGAACAUUCAGUCCAUCAGCGCCUGAGAGCGAAUUCGAGCAUCAUGCAGCUCAAGAAGAUUCUCGUUGCCAACCGAGGUGAAAUUCCCAUUCGAAUCUUCAGAACUGCCCACGAGCUUUCCCUUCAAACAGUUGCCGUCUUCAGCUACGAAGACAGACUGGGUAUGCACAGACAAAAGGCGGACGAAGCUUACAUGAUCGGUCAAAGAGGCCAAUAUACCCCCGUCGGUGCCUAUCUGGCUGGCGAUGAGAUCAUCAAGAUUGCCUUGGCCCACGGUGUUCAGAUGAUUCAUCCUGGUUAUGGUUUCCUGUCUGAGAACUCUGAGUUUGCCCGUAAGGUCGAGGAAGCCGGUAUCAUCUUCAUCGGACCUUCCUGGAAAGUCAUCGAGUCUCUGGGAGAUAAAGUCUCGGCGAGACGUAUUGCCAUCAAAGCCAACGUCCCCGUCGUUCCCGGAACCGAAGGUCCUGUUGAAAAGUUCGAAGAAGUCAAGGCUUUCACCGACGAGUAUGGCUUCCCCAUCAUCAUCAAGGCAGCAUUCGGUGGUGGUGGACGUGGUAUGCGAGUCGUCCGAGAUCAAGAGUCUCUCAAGGACAACUUCGAGCGAGCUACCUCUGAGGCCAAGUCUGCCUUUGGCAACGGUACCGUCUUCGUCGAGCGCUUCCUUGAUAAGCCCAAGCACAUAGAAGUCCAGCUGCUUGGUGACAACCAGGGCAACGUGGUCCAUCUUUACGAGCGUGACUGCAGUGUCCAACGUCGCCAUCAGAAGGUCGUCGAAUUAGCCCCUGCAAAGGACUUGCCUGCCGAAACCAGAGAUGCCAUCCUGAACGAUGCAGUCAAAUUGGCCAAGUCGGUCAACUAUCGCAAUGCAGGUACCGCCGAGUUUUUGGUCGAUCAACAGAACCGAUAUUACUUUAUCGAGAUCAACCCCAGAAUUCAGGUCGAGCAUACAAUCACCGAAGAGAUCACCGGUAUCGAUAUUGUGGCAGCUCAAAUCCAAAUUGCUGCCGGUGCAACCCUCGAACAGCUGGGUUUGACUCAAGACCGUAUCUCUACUCGCGGUUUUGCGAUCCAGUGCCGAAUCACCACCGAGGACCCUGCCAAUGGCUUCUCCCCAGAUACUGGCAAGAUUGAGGUCUAUCGCUCAGCUGGUGGUAACGGAGUUCGUCUCGACGGUGGAAACGGUUUUGCCGGAGCCAUCAUCACCCCUCACUACGAUUCCAUGUUGGUCAAGUGCAGUUGCCAUGGAUCCACAUACGAGAUCGUCCGUCGCAAGAUGCUGCGAGCUCUAGUGGAAUUCAGAAUCCGCGGUGUCAAGACAAAUAUUCCGUUCUUAGCCUCCCUGCUCACCCACCCAACCUUUAUCGAAGGUACUUGCUGGACCACCUUCAUUGACGACACCCCAGAGCUCUUCAAACUGGUUGGCAGUCAAAACCGUGCCCAAAAGCUACUACAAUACCUGGGUGACCUCGCCGUCAACGGCAGUAGCAUCAAGGGUCAGAUUGGAGAGUCCAAAUUCAAGGGCGACAUCAUCUACCCGACUCUCCUUGAUCCUCAAGGUAACAAGUUGGACGUCUCCGCACCUUCCACCAAAGGCUGGAAGGCAAUUCUCGACAAGGAGGGCCCUGCAGGAUUUGCCAAAGCCAUUCGUGCAAACAAAGGCUGCCUUAUCAUGGACACAACUUGGCGUGAUGCUCACCAGUCGCUUCUGGCCACCCGUGUCCGAACUGUCGACCUCUGCAAUAUUGCUAAGGAAACCAGCCAUGCUCUGGAGAAUGCUUAUGCUCUCGAAUGCUGGGGAGGUGCCACCUUCGAUGUCGCCAUGCGGUUCUUGUAUGAGGAUCCUUGGGACAGACUGAGGAAGAUGAGGAAGCUAGUGCCCAACAUUCCCUUCCAGAUGUUGUUGCGUGGUGCCAACGGUGUCGCCUACAAGUCGUUGCCCGACAAUGCCAUCUACCAUUUCUGCAAGCAAGCCAAGAAGAAUGGCAUGGAUAUCUUCCGUGUCUUCGACGCACUCAACGACAUCGAUCAGCUCGAGGUGGGAAUGAAAGCUGUUCAGGAGGCCGGUGGUGUCGUCGAAGGAACAAUCUGCUACAGCGGUGACAUGCUGGUAUGUCUAUUCUUGUUCUGGCUUGCUCGUCCUGGACCUUGCCAUAUUCAUGCCCUCAACCCCGACACCUUCCCGCUCUCAUUUCCGUCUUUCCCAUCACCCCGCAACUGCUGUCAUUUCUUGGAACCCGCACUGACUGAUGGUCAACAGGACCCCAACACAAAAUACACCCUCCAGUACUAUCUCGACCUCGUGGACAAGAUCGUCAAAAUUGGAACCCACACAGUUGCUAUUAAGGAUAUGGCAGGUGUUCUGAAACCGAAAGCCGCUCGAAUCCUGGUCGGUGCCAUCCGAAAGGCCCACCCAGACCUUCCCAUCCAUGUACACACUCACGAUUCGGCCGGAACUGGUGUGGCAUCAAUGGUUGCUUGCGCCGAAGCAGGAGCAGAUGCAGUUGACGCUGCGACUGACAGCAUGUCUGGCAUGACUUCUCAGCCCAGCAUUGGCGCCAUUCUGGCUUCUUUGGAGGGAGGAGAGUUUGAUCUCGGCUUGGACGGCCACAACGUUCGUGCUCUUGACCAAUACUGGUCUCAACUUCGGCUGGUGUAUUCACCCUUCGAAGCAGGAUUGACUGGACCUGAUCCAGAGGUAUACGAACACGGCAUUCCUGGAGGUCAACUUACGAACUUGAUCUUCCAAGCUACCCAGCUCGGCCUCGGUUCGCAAUGGAUCGAGACCAAGAAGGCUUACAAGCAAGCCAACGAUUUGCUUGGAGACAUUGUCAAAGUCACGCCAACUUCCAAAGUCGUCGGCGAUCUGGCCCAGUUCAUGGUAUCAAACAAGCUGGACCACGACUCGGUGAUUGCCAAAGCCGCAGAGCUCGACUUCCCCGAGUCUGUGCUCGAAUUUCUUGAGGGCUACAUGGGUCAGCCUUAUGGUGGAUUCCCCGAGCCACUCCGCAGCCGAGCGCUCCGAGGACGCAGAAAGAUGGACAAGAGACCCGGUCUCUACUUGGAUCCUAUUGACUUUGCUGCAGUACGGAAGCAGCUCAAAGAAAAAUUCGACACCACUUCCGAGUCCGAUGUUGCCAGCUACGUCAUGUAUCCCAAGGUCUUUGAGGAUUACCGCAAAUUUGUGGACAAGUAUGGCGACCUGUCUGUGCUACCCACCAAAUUCUUCCUCAACAAACCUGAAAUCGGAGAAGAGUUCCAUGUCGAGCUCGAGAAGGGCAAGAUCCUGAUCCUCAAGCUCCUUGCUGUUGGUCCCUUGUCGGAAGCUACUGGACAGCGGGAAGUCUUUUACGAAGUCAAUGGUGAAGUUCGACAGGUGACAAUUGACGACAACAAGGCCGCAGUUGAGAAUACCAGUCGACCAAAGGCGGACCCCGGUGACAGCAGUCAGGUCGGAGCCCCGAUUGCCGGUGUAGUUGUCGAAGUGCGAUCAAAGGAAGGACACGAGGUCAAGAAGGGAGAUCCCGUGGCUGUGCUCAGCGCCAUGAAGAUGGAAAUGGUCAUCAGCGCACCUCAUUCUGGCAAGGUCGGUGAGAUCUUUGUCAAGGAAGGAGACUCUGUCGCUGCAUCAGAUCUGAUUGCCAAAAUUGCAAAAGCUUGAAAUGCUCGUGCUCACAAGAGCAAGGGACGGCGUCAAAACAGGGCCACGUAAUGAUGGAAAACAUGGCAUUGUAUCAUGCCGAGGGCGAUAGCUACGGGCGACUUGGUUACCUAUGUGUCAAAUGACUCUAAAGCCUUGCGAGGGCUGUAUGUUUUUGUCAAAUUGGGAUAGGAUUCUAGGCACAAAGAAUGAAAAUACCAUAUAACCGGAGAGAAUAAAUA
Exophiala mesophila is the source of this 4388-nucleotide messenger RNA. Its product is annotated as pyruvate carboxylase. Gene Ontology annotation, molecular function: pyruvate carboxylase activity; ATP binding; metal ion binding. NCBI's taxonomy places the organism in Eukaryota, Fungi, Ascomycota, Eurotiomycetes, Chaetothyriales, Herpotrichiellaceae. Gene Ontology annotation, cellular component: cytoplasm. The record is from RefSeq and is a predicted model, not a curated record. Gene Ontology annotation, biological process: pyruvate metabolic process; gluconeogenesis. The coding region runs from base 451 to 4167 and encodes 1238 amino acids. The transcript has 4 exons.